AUGACGUCAAACAACAUAUAUAGAGUUGGAGAUUGCGUUUAUUUUGAGGAAUCUGCUUCUGCCCCCUACCAAAUAAGACGAAUCGAAGAACUUGAUAAAGCCAGUGGAAACGAGGUGGAUGUAAAAGUAAAGUGCUUCUAUCGUCGGCGUGAUCUCCCUUCUGAUCUUAGUGAUCUUCAUCCACUUGAUGGGCUGUCGGAUUCUCAGAUCCAUCAACUGAGCCAACGAGAGUUAUUUGCUUCCCAGCACAUUGAAAUUCUCCAGGCUACGCACAUUCGAGGAAAGUGUAGCGUGAACAUGCGGGACGGCAUUGUGGAAGAAAACGUACAGUCUUUGCUAGACAGGGAAGACACGUUCUUUUACCAACUGUCCUAUGAUCCUGUGAAGAAAACUCUACAAGCUGAGAAAGGGUGCAUCCGCGUUGGAAGUGAUUUCCAGGCCACUAUCCCCGAUCUUAUUGAUUGUAACCAAAUUAAUGCCAAUCACAAGGAACACGAAUGGGAAACUCGAUUGUGGUCACCCCCAUCGUCGUCUAUCCUUUCUUCUUCUGAUAUCGACGCGUAUCUUACGAUGUGCAAGUCCCUGGCCACGUUGGCCCGUGCCAACUACGCACCCUCGUCCCUACGCCACCCCAGUCUCACCUCUUCUGCCGCCUGUGCCUCUCGCGAUACUACUCACCAGCUGGCCAUGGACACUUUGCAAGAGGCUGGACACUCCAUUCCGAAAGCUCUAAAAGUUCUCGCUCCCCCAGAUCAGGCUCCCAUUCUACGGCUAGAUGAAAUGGAGAAAUGGUCCAUCACUGAGGGUAACCUCUUUCAACAGGGGCUUCAGAAAUUCGACAAAUCUUUUCGCGAAAUCCAGAAAGCCAUGCUACCUUGGAAGUCUCUUGAGAGUCUGGUUGACUUCUACUACAUGUGGAAGACGACGGAUCACUACUUACAGCAGAAACGAGCCAAGGGCAUUGAUGAGUCGGAGCGUCGAUUGAAGCAGAUUUACAUUAGCAAUUACAUUAAACCCAAUCAGUCUGUACUGUAUCCUGUCGGUCGCGCUGAGGCUCCCACCACAUGCGAGGGCUGUGAGGUCAGCACAACUACCCAAUGGUACGCUCUUGGUGCCUCACCGAACGUCCUCAAGGUCUGCUCUAACUGUUGGUCCUAUUGGAAGCGCUACGGUGAUCUCAAGCACAUUUCCGUCUUUGAUAAGUUGGGCCCACUGACCAUGGUGUACAAGUGUCCACUACAAACUUGCGAUGAGGAGUUCGAUGAGAAAAUUAACUUGGUUCUCCACUUGGACACCAGGCACCCGCAGUACGGCAGUGCUUGUGCUAACCAGGUCCAGCCGACACCCUCCACUCGCAUUAUCAAAUGCCCCACCGUCAGUCGCAACGCCAAUUUCUUCUUCCUCGCUUCCUCGAACCUGCGCUUCUCGCGUCGAAUGGAGACAGGGUGGCAAUGUCGGCAGCGCGCCCGGCGGCCCUUCAAGCCCAUCAUGCUGGAGAUGGCAGUGUUGAAGGCCCUGCUGGUCUCACGCCUCACCGCCCACCCCGAUCUCCUCUCACGGCUCGCAGCUGUUGUCUACGAGCAGAAACCGAAACCUUCGAAAGAGGCAGCUGCUGAGCGUUUGCUCUCCUUCGUCGGGAAACUUACACCUUUUGAUGAGGUCGAAUUCGCUAUUAGAUCCUCCAAGCUUCGCAGUAGCAAAUUACUCAAAUUGUUCUCCUGCAACAUUAGUCGCAAUCGAUGGAAAAAGUGA
Molecule: messenger RNA, 1752 nt
Organism: Echinococcus granulosus
Lineage: Eukaryota; Metazoa; Platyhelminthes; Cestoda; Cyclophyllidea; Taeniidae
Product: Metastasis-associated protein MTA2
Exons: 7
Coding region: 1-1752 (583 amino acids)
Biological process (GO): negative regulation of transcription by RNA polymerase II
Cellular component (GO): NuRD complex; nucleoplasm
Molecular function (GO): transcription coactivator activity; histone deacetylase binding; chromatin binding
Source: RefSeq, a predicted model, not a curated record